Molecule: messenger RNA, 748 nt
Organism: Mytilus californianus (California mussel)
Lineage: Eukaryota; Metazoa; Mollusca; Bivalvia; Mytilida; Mytilidae
Product: UPF0545 protein C22orf39 homolog
Exons: 4
Coding region: 50-469 (139 amino acids)
Source: RefSeq, a predicted model, not a curated record
AUAGUGCCGAUAUCUCGCAUGGAAUGAAAAUGUCUGCGCCCAUGUGAAAAUGACACAAAACUCGGAAAAGCUACCUGAUGAUGUUUGGCUGAUAAGGGAAUGUGACAUCUAUAAAGAAGAAUAUGACACUUGUAAAAGUCGUAAAGGUAGGAGACACCAGUGGUAUACAGUAGGAUAUAAAUUAGAUUGUUCAAAAUGGGAAGAAGAUUACAAGAACUGUUUACUGUAUACAAAGUCCAAUGAUAUAGACGCUGCUAAUAAGAUAAUUACCAAUGAAAAAGAAAGGUAUUUUGCAAGAAGAAAAGCAUCAAUAGCAAACAAUAUGUGGGAAUAUAGAGACAGUCCACCUGAGGAUUGGAACAAACCAGUGCCAGGAUGGGAAAAUAAAGUUUCUUUGUUUAAAGCUUACAAUAUGGGCAAAAAACCAAUUCCUCAAGAGGAAGAGAAGUCCUCAUGUACAAUAUUAUGAUGAAGGAUAUAAUAGGAUUUUUAAAUUGUAUAUCAGUUGUUUGUCAGAUUUGUUUAGCAAUUGUGAGACUUAUAGUUGUGUGGUUUUUUUUUUUAAUUUUAUUUAAAUUUUGAUAUUCAAGCAAGUCAAAAGGAAGACUUUUAUUGUCAAAAUGGUUGUCACAUAUACCUGCACCUGGCUGAUCAACUCAUUGUAUUGACAUCUAUGUAAUAUUUACUACAGUUGUUUAAUACUAUACAAAUUGUUAAAAUAUAAAAAAUGAUUUGCUGACAGAUGAAA